AAACAACUUACGCCGCAACGCCGCCCUCACCUCGAUUCGAUUUGGCCGCGUGAAUUGAAAAUGGUCAUGGGUGCAUCCCAUGGCGUACAGUGCCGGAGAUCCUACAACUACGUCUAAGCUUUCGCGCCGACAAUGGCUACAGUCCGUUCCCUUGGCCUCCACGAACCCUCGGCCAUACCUUUCCUCGUCGCGGAAAAGCUCCUACCCCCGGACCCAUCUCAGAACCUCUAUGAAUGGACAACAAGUGUUGAAGAGGGCCCAGAUGGCCUAGUGGAGGACGAACUUACAUGGACGAAGAGCUGCGUGGUCUGGUCCCGUGCGGGGGUGGUGAAGAGAGUCUUUCGGCUGGACCUCGAGAAAGAAGAGAUUCGACAUGCCCUGUUGACAUGCUUCUCCGUUGGAAAGAUCAAGAGGUCCGAUGGUAAAGCUCAACAAGGGGCGGGGGGAGAAAGGAGAAGGCCCCGAGUAAACAACGACCCUGGCCGCAAUCGCGGUCCGCAUAGCCCACUUUCACCUGGCGAGUCGAAGGUUGCAGCCACAGGUGUGACCUUGAGCGUUCGUGGACGAGGGGCCCAAGAGACCAAUACUGGUGAAAAUGGCAGCACACUAUCUCGAGCGUUGGUGGUCGUGCUCAAGUCGCAGGCGCACAUAUUCUUCUUAACGGGCACCAGCCAUGUUGUUCCUCUUCCCUUUGAGGUCGAUUCCGUGUUCGCAACACCCCGAGGCCUACUGUUUCAAAGAAAAGUCCAGGAAGAAGAUAAAAAUAGCAAAGAGCCCAGUUUCUAUCCAAUGGCGCCACCCAAUUCGUUCAUGUCGUCUCAACCUACAAUCACGGACUUUCGCGCCUCCCAAUCUCUAGAAGUACCCACGGGAAAAGGGAAGCGUCCUUCGCUAACGAUAUCCCCCGUUCAAAGCACUGGCUUGAAGCCGCGGUCGCCUAAACAUGCAAAGCUUCCUAGGGUGUUCUCGCUCAUGGAUCCUCAUUCCGAGAUGGGACUCGUGGUGACCAACCAGACGUCGCGCUGGCUCCAGGCUAGUAGCUUGAACAGUAGACCUUCUGGGUUUGAUACCUUGGAUCCCGCAGAUGAGAUAGUAUAUGUUUCCCCUAAGGAUGAACUUUCUCAUUCGAGCCGAAGUUUAGCCACUGGCCCUUUGAUAAUUGUGAUAACAGUCAAUGUCAACACGGGGCUGUAUACCAUAUGGACUGCACGAUACAGGGAGGAUGAAACCGCUCAGCCCCCUCAAAAGAAGAAGAGACGGGAAACAGGUGGCACUCGGUCAAAAAGACGAAGUUCCCACUUUGGGAUGACAACGGGAACGACGACCCCCGGGGCUCGCCCAUCUGCUACUAGGGAGAGCUUGGGAACUAGAGGCGACGAUUGGAGCACACCGGGACUGUCGCAGUCUCAAUACUCGGUCGAGGGCAAGCCAGACGAAGAUGAUCUGGCCUCAAAACUGGGACAGGAUUUCGGCGACAUCGGAGUGCCAUUGAAGACUUCGCGGAGAGUGAGCUCUUUGCUCGCCAGAGCCGACCUUGCGGCCGGCCCAGAUAGACUUACGUUUUCUGAUCUUGCGACGGGAAGUCAAUCAAGCUCUGUCCCUCAUGGAGGUCUACGGCAGUCGAUAGGUGCUAGUAGCACGCGAGGCAGCUUUGGUUUCAAUCCACGAGGAUCUCUACCGCCGGGAAAUGGUUCCGUUUACAGCACCACAAGCAGCUUUGUUGACGCCCCCGUUGAUAAACUUCUACAGGAGUUGAAUGAUGAAAGCUUAUUCGAAGGCUUCGAGAAUAUGGACCUGAAGGAGUCUGCGUCGGGUCUCCCCGAAGAGGUUUUGCUAUCCAAGGUCGAGAGCUUCUCGUCCCGAUUCUCUGGCACCUUUCAGACAUCGAGUCAGUCAAAGUGGUCCCGACGCCUGAAGAUCAUUACCUUGUGUCCCUUUGAAACCGGGAAUGAACCCAAUGGAAAUUCGGCUACGUUGGCCAUUUGCGUUGUGGACCAAGAUGCAAAAUCCAUGUCCGUGAUCAAUCUCAGGGCAGACAAGGUUACGCAUCCUAAAAAAGACACUCUCUUCUCUAAGAAGCCAAAAAAGAGAUCGAGCUCCGAGGAACGGUCCUUGGUGGUACAAGCAACUGGCAUCCAGCAUUUCCCCGGUGUACAAGAUGCCUGCAAGAUCGUAGAUGGAGAGGUUCUGCGGAUUGUGACCUUAAGCACCGGGGAUAAAGGGAAAUCCGAGUUAUGCUUGCAGACUCCAUGGACAAAUCCUAUACCAGUUGAGAUUCCUAAGAAUCUCAUGUUAUAUGAGACAUACGGUAUAUCGUCUAACACAUUAAGCCGCCCGAGAGAAAGUGGCAUGAACCGGACCAUGGCAGACUCGUCCAUCGCUAUAUCUAGGAUCGACCAUCCUUCUACUCAAGGGAAAUUCGAUCUGGUGGACUCUCUGGGAAGGAGACACAAGCUCCAGAUUAAGAUGGAGCCUCAUAACGAGCUUGUGAAGACUAUCUUUAAGGUCUUCCGGUUCAUACUGCCGGAUUCCGAAAAAGCCGGCGAAGGAAUGCUAGCCGCUUGGUGGGAAACCGUGAAAUGGCUUCGUGGAAAGGAGACAAAUGAGACCGAUAUAGAAUGGACAAGUUUGGUCAUUGUGCUGUUUGCAAUGGCGGUGCCUUUCAUCGAGAACGAACAGGCACCAGCGCCCGCAAAGCCGACGCGAAGAAAGAAACGAUUGCUGCGGUCAAGUAGCGGAAGCUAUGUCGACCUGGAAAGCUGGGAAACAAUGCUGGACCAGGAAUCAGCUUAUGCUGGAGUCGUGGCCCCUUGGAUGAACAAUAGCUCCUGGGGAUGGAUUGUCGAGCAAGAUGCCGAAGAUGCUCUGAAUGCGAACUUCGGAAAACGAGCCUCGAAAACCGAACAGCAAAACACAAACCGAUCCACCUGUCGCAAGAACACCUAUCUGCUUCGAUGUGCAGCCUUGACUCGGGAAUUCCUGCAAACGCCUGAGGGCGCGGCGAUUGUGGGAAACGAUGGCCAUCUGCCAACAGCGCUUUCCUAUAGCCAAAGUUCACGUCGCGCUGCUCUGUGUACGAUCCUGGUAGGCCUGCAUCUUCUCCGAGAAGAACAGAAGCUUUCCAUCUGCGAGAACGAACUGUCGCGCAAAUCCCUGGGACUCCUGGCCCCUGUGUUGGCUCAAAUUGGUGGAUGGCUGGGGUGGAAAUCUUGGACAUGGGCCGAAGGCUCAUAUUAUGGCAUGGAGAUGUCCAGCAUAGACCGCUGGGAAUUCGAGAACACCCAAAUCUCCACGCUGGACGUACCCCCAGAGCCGUUCCAACCCCCUUCAAUCUUCUCUCAUGUUGAGAGUGCAUGGCGACAACACUCAUCGCGAUUCCUUACGCUUCUCAGCCUGGUGACUGCAUCCGACCGGACGUCUCGGAAGGGACGCCUGUGGCAAGAAUGUUUUAUCCUGACCCCAAGGACUCUGGCUUUGGAUGGAUUUCUCUCGGAGGUGCACAACCUAUCAACGGCAUUCGAGCGCAUCAAGCUCCUCUAUCGCUGGGGAUUCACUAGAAGCAUCAUUGAGACUUUGCCCGAAGGAGUUGCCACGCCAUUGUACGAGAUUAUCAUGAAGUCACAAAUGCAUGCUUCCACGUCGUGGAGCUCGACGCUAUUGGAACUUAUCGACCGGGAAGAUCUAAGCAUCUCAAUGCAUACCAACAACCAUGGGCCCCCGUCGUCGCCAUUGCAGCCUAUCUUGUCCCACGAGGCAAUGCGUGACUUCCAUCAUAUCGGAACCUCAGCUUUGGAUAUCGACGCGAUCAACUCUUUUGAGGCGUCCGCUGAAGCGGAUAGAUUCUCCGUAACGAGAUUGAUUUUCCGUGAAGACAAGCGUUUUAUCGAGGCUGCUAGACUACUAAACCAAUCUAAAGCCCCCAUAGCAGAGUGUGCCCCUGAGCCUGAAUGGACUGACUCGGACCUCCUCGAAGCACAGAAAGAAGUGGUGCAGCUUGUGACAUUACGAACCUUGUCAAUUCCCACUGGCCGGGCUAUGCUAGCCUUCAGCGGACGCCUACCUCUGUUGACCGAGAAACUACCGAUUCCGUCGUUCUCAUUGCAAUGCGUUAUGAAGCCUUCAAACGUGACCGUCAGCGCCGACCGGGCUUCAUUCAGCGAGGAGAAAGUAUGUUGGGCCUUCUUCCAUAAUGGCGUCUCAACAGGACUUGCUAUAUCGAGGAACUCCAAGGGAAUAGAUACAUCGUGGAUCCUCUUUAACAAGCCCCAGGACCUUACGAACAGGCACGCUGGUUUCCUGCUUGCACUAGGCCUCAACGGACAUCUCAAAUCUUUGGCCAAAUGGGUAGCUUUCAAGUAUUUGACACCAAAGCAUACAAUGACCUCCAUUGGGCUGUUGCUUGGCCUGUCCGCAUCCUAUCUUGGUACAAUGGAUACCCUGAUCACUCGUCUGUUAUCGGUGCACGUCACAAGAAUGCUUCCUCUUGGUGCGGCCGAGCUCAAUCUGUCUCCGCUGACGCAGACUGCGGGAAUCAUGGGAAUCGGCCUGCUCUACUGUAAUUCGCAGCAUCGCAGAAUGAGUGAAGUCAUGUUGUCGGAGAUCGAAAACGUGGAACAAGAAGAGGGAUCUCCGUCAUCGCACGGGGAUCUGCGCGACGAAGGCUACCGCUUGGCUGCUGGCUUUGCGCUUGGUUUCAUCAACUUGGGUAAGGGCAAGGACCUCAGAGGAAUGCGAGAUAUGCACAUCGUGGAGAGGCUACUGGCUGUCGCGGUGGGAACCAAGAACGUGGAUAUGGCCCAUAUACUCGACCGGGCUACUGCGGGCGCGACGAUUGCCCUGGCAAUCAUUUUCAUGAAGACCAAUGAUGAGAUCCUGGCACAGAAGAUUAACAUACCAGAUACGACCGUGCGUUUUGACUAUGUUCGGCCAGACUUGUUCCUUCUUCGCACCCUUGCCCGGCACAUCAUCAUGUGGGACAGUAUUCAAGCCAGCGAUGAAUGGUUUAUUCAGAGCUUGCCAAGGGUUUACCGUCGGCGUUAUCGUCUAGCUGGUGUCCGGCGCCUGAAGAGCGACGACAUGCCCUUUUUCAACAUCAUCGCCGGUCUUUGUUUCACUCUAGGUCUCCGCUACGCUGGUUCCGCGCAGACUGCAGUGCGAGAUCUCCUACUGUCCUACCUAGAUCAAUUCAUCCGCAUCUGCAGGUUACCCGUGGUGAAUUACGAUGGCAAGCUCGCGCGGAACUCGGUUCGACACUGUCAAGACGUUGUUGCGCUCUCAGCAGCGGCAGUGAUGGCCGGGACUGGAGACCUGGCAAUCUUCCGACGUCUGCGCUCUCUGCAUGGUCGUGUAGACACCGAGACGCCGUACGGCAGUCAUAUGGCAUCACACAUGGCUGUCGGUUUACUGUUCUUGGGUGGAGGGAGCUACACCCUGGGGACCUCCGAUCUAGCGAUCGCCUCACUCAUCUGCUCGUUGUAUCCGAUUUUCCCGACUACGGUGCUUGACAACAAAUGCCACCUUCAGGCAUUCCGUCACUUAUGGGUUCUUGCUGCCGAGCCUCGCUGCCUGGUGCCUCGCGACAUUGAUUCUCGACGUCCUAUUUCCAUCCCGAUCACGUUGACGGAUUUGAACGGCGAAAGCCGCAAGAUUGCCGCGCCUUGCCUGCUGCCCGACCUGGGAGACAUUGCUAAAGUCGAGGUCAGCAGUGCCGACUUCUGGCCUCUGGUGCUUGAUUUCACGAACAACCCCAUCCUCCGCGAGAAAUUCCGUCUCGGCGACCAGUCUGUUUACCUUCGACGCAAGACCAACUACAACCCCACAGGCUCGUCGGUAUUCGUCUCGACCCUCGCCGGACAUGGAGAGGCGCAGGACGUGCUCCCGUCAUCCACGUCGAUAUCAAACCAAGGCAAGGGCCUGCCACCGGCAGCAUGGCCGAACCUCAACGCCUUGCUCACGUCAGGCACAGUCAGCCGCACGCCUCCUUCGCCCGCGCAAAGCAUGUGGGAAUGGGUAUUCAACCUGAAAUCCCUUCAAGGACUCGACGCCCGCGAAAAGGCCUUGGUGCUACCGGCGUCGUUCCCCACACGCGCCCGCCCAUCCAACCUAAGCACCGUAUCCUACGCCCCCUGGCUGCGCCAAUCCGCGGUCGACAGCAGACUCGUGAUCGAAAGCACCGCGCAGAAUAUGAUCCAAGCCAUGCUGGGCCGCGGCGCAGACCCCGACGAGGUCCGCGACCGCAUCUGGCAGCUUCGACUUCUGUUCAGCUGGAUUGAAAGCGAGUCGGACGACCGAGCGCGAACAACGGACGAGGAGACGGAGGGUUCGUUCCCGGCAAGACAGUCGGAUAGCCCGUGGCUUCGACGCGACUUUUUAGAGGAAAUUCGCUGGAAGAUCUGGGGGAUUCAGGUCGGGGAUUGUGCUUGAUGGAUGGAUGUUCUGGCUCUUGUUUUUUUGUUGUGCUUGCGAAUCUGUAUGUACAAUGCGCCAUGCUAUGUUCGAGGAUUAUGAUUACGAUUAGGCGUUCU
Molecule: messenger RNA, 6524 nt
Organism: Aspergillus steynii IBT 23096
Lineage: Eukaryota; Fungi; Ascomycota; Eurotiomycetes; Eurotiales; Aspergillaceae
Product: anaphase promoting complex subunit 1
Exons: 1
Coding region: 133-6423 (2096 amino acids)
Biological process (GO): anaphase-promoting complex-dependent catabolic process; metaphase/anaphase transition of mitotic cell cycle; protein K11-linked ubiquitination
Cellular component (GO): anaphase-promoting complex
Molecular function (GO): molecular adaptor activity
Source: RefSeq, a predicted model, not a curated record